GUAUCAGGGAAAUUAGUGCCACAUACGUUCAGCAUUGUAGCGCAGAGGCGAAUUUAUAACAGUCGCGAAGACAGUCUUUUCUACGAUCGGGGAGCACAAAAACUUUAGGAGAGGAAAACGUUUGUUUAAUGAUGUGCAAAUGAGAUAGCGGCAGUUGUAAAAAUGUGCCUCAACAUGACAGACAAGGUGUUUUCGGGCUUCCUGGACGAAAUUGAAGGCAUUUCAGUGGAUCGAUUUGAACGGAAGAACUUUAAACGGAGCCAAAUGCUCUUCCUGACAAACUUCUUUCGGGGAGGAAAAUUAGCAGAACUUGAUAAAGCCAAGCUAGCCGAGCACUUAAAGGACGCAAAACUUUUCUGCACAAGCAGAACAAUGCAAAUGCUAACAAAUUUGUUCAGCUCAAAAAACCUAGAUUUUCCACUUCAGUUCGAGGAACUUGAAAUUGGGAAAACUUAUGAUAUGGAAAUUCCUAGCAGCAGCUCUGACGAGAGCAAUGAGAAAUUGAAAGUUACUGUAAUUGACGCAAACUUCUGUGUGGGCGCAUGCAUGUUUCUGUUUGAGACCUCUGAGAAAACAGUGCUUUACACUUCUGAUUUCCGUUACACAAAAGAUGAAAUACCGCUAAUUAGAGCUUUGCACGAACUCGAUGGCGAGAAAAAGAGAUUGGACGCCAUUUACAUUGACUGCUCGUUUUUUGAUCAACGUUUUUCAGAGUAUCCAUCCGUACAGGCCAACAUUGACCUGAUAAUUGAAAAAUUAAGACAGACUGACCUGAACAUGAGACGCGUUCGCAUAAUCGUUAACAAUGAAUCAGGUGAAGUCGGGGCUGAAAGCCAGAUUAUCAGAGGGAUCUCUGCAAAUUUGGGUGAACUGAUUGAAUUUGAGGACUCAAAAUAUCAUACAAUUUACAAUGACAUUCCACACGUUAGCUCUUACGUGUCCAAAGAUGGAGAUGCGAAAAUUAUUUUAUGUUCAUCUCCGCCUCUUAAACAGGAAUGCACUGAAGAUGCAGAACAACGUGUAUCUGAUUAUAAAAUAACAUUGUGCGCAGUGGAAAACAAGGAAGAAAAUCAGCAAAAUAAAAGCGUUGUUGAUAGCCAAAACGAGCUUCGACUUGAUCAUACCCUUCACGCGACUGAAGAUGAAAUAAGCACUUUGAUUUUGACAUACAAGCCGAAAAAAGUUAAACCUUGCAGCAUUCCAAGUCUACGUUAUAUUAAUAAGGCGCAGAAAAAAUUGGAUAAACUUUGUUCAAUGCUGAAAAGUGGACCCGCAAUAUUGGAAAUGGCUGCAUUUGCCAGCAAAUUCGAUGGGCGCAUCGAUGGAGUUGAAUUUACAUCAAUCGAUCGCUUUACCCAUGUACAUAAAUUUUCAGCAUUUUUUCUUACGCAUUGUCACACUGAUCACACCAAUGGCAUUGGGAAUUUAAGUACGCUCGAAACAAAAUAUACGUUCUAUUGCUCAAGAGAAAGUGCUCAAAUUCUAAAAAACCUUCGGGCAAAAUUGAAACUAAGCGACCGGUUUUUUGACCAUGUGCAAGUCCUUGACGUGGGCAGGCGCCACACAAUAGUGAUAAAGAAGCCAGACGACGCAGAUUCCAAUGCUGAAGAUCAAAUUGUAAAAGUCACCCCAAUUUCAGCAAACCACUGUCUUGGAGCGUGCAUGUUCCUAUUCGAGACCGAGGAAAAUCAACGAGUGCUUUUUACUGGCGAUUUCCGAUUUUCACCGAAUCAGUUAAAAGACAUCAAAGAGCUGCACUACAGUGACGGAACUGUCAAAGGAAUCGACUUGGUGUACUUAGACACAACUUUCUUCAAUCAAAUAAAUCACGCGAAGGUUUUUCCGUCGGAAGAAGAAAGUCUGCAGAUGAUUGAGGCUUCCAUUGACAAAUACCUUUUUGCUUUAAAGAAAGGGGACCAGGCUUGGAUACAUAUAAAACCAGCUGGUUUUAUUGGCUCAGAGGAAAUCAUAGUGAAAUUGAGCAAAAAAUAUAAAACCAAAAUUCACUUUCAUGAAGAGGAAUGCAAAUGCUACACGGGAUUCGAGGAGAUUGAAUCGUGCAUCACUACUGAGGGCCAAGUCGCUUUCAUUCACAUGUGCAAAAUCGAAGGCCAGGAUGUGAAUUCCACUCCAAGAAAAGAGGUUCUGUGUAAGCCUCCGUCAAACGCAUUACACAUUGUGCCCUCUGCAUUGUACUUCGCAAUUGAAUUGGGCAACAAUAAAAUAAUAGAACCAGAGGAUUUGUCUAAUGGAGGGUUUGUCCGAAUAGCUCGUUCGAGGCAUUCUAGCCACAGUGAGCUAAAAUCAUUUUUGAAACACUUCCGACCUAGACGAGCUUUUGCCUGGGUUAUACAUUCAGACAAAAAUACGUAUUCUUUUUGCGAAAUGCAAGCUGAUCUGGAUAAAAUGCUGGAUGACAUUCAUGGCAAAAGACACCACGACUUCAAAAGAAUGAAAUAUUAUUAGGUUUUUAAUUUUUUAAGUGUGAGAAAUAUGUGUCCUUAUUUAAUUAUUCUCCAUUCAAAUGUACAUUGAAAUAUUCAACAACUUACAUCAAAGCAAUUGUAUUAUUUAAUUAUUACACAUAAUAUUUUAUCAUUUUUGCAACAGAAUUGCCAAAUGACACUAAAUUGCUCUUGCCCAAGUUAGAGGUAAAAUUUUAUUUAAUUAUAAAAUAAUUUUCUACUGAGAUUCAAUGUCUGCUAUAUAAAAUCUGUUAUACACUCUUUUAAUUGUUAUCAAUUUCAAUUAAGUUUAAAAAGCUAAGAGAGAUAAGAGAAUAAAUAGAAGAAAAAUAAUGCACUUUGCAUCUUUAAAGCGUUUGUAUUUUAAAGUUGAUGCAAAUUUAUUUUUGUUGAUAUUUAUUAAUUAAUUCAAUUCAUUAAUGCUUUCAAUAAUAAAAUACCAAAUUUCUUGCUGCAAUGCUAUUACGAAUGCAUUUUACAGUUGUAAAUUUCUUAGAAAAAUUGAAACCGGGUUCCUCUUGCAAGAGAGAUCAUACUUUUUCAUAAAUCAUAACAAAAUUUUACAUGAGUAAAAAAUACAAAAUAAUCUAUUAAUGUAAAUUUAUAAUAGAGGUUGUGUUAACAGGACAUUAAAUAGCCCAAAGAUUUGUUCCUGCAGAGUACCGCGCG
Messenger RNA from Neocloeon triangulifer, 3134 nucleotides. RefSeq lists its product as uncharacterized. NCBI's taxonomy places the organism in Eukaryota, Metazoa, Arthropoda, Insecta, Ephemeroptera, Baetidae. The record is from RefSeq and is a predicted model, not a curated record. Bases 163 to 2466 code for a protein of 767 amino acids. Gene Ontology annotation, biological process: protection from non-homologous end joining at telomere; interstrand cross-link repair; double-strand break repair via nonhomologous end joining. The transcript has 14 exons. Gene Ontology annotation, molecular function: damaged DNA binding; 5'-3' DNA exonuclease activity.